AUGUCGACUGAUGAUUUGCCUGGCCUUGUACUUGGCCUCAAGCUGGAAACGGAGUUCGCUCAUGAUGGGUCUACUAUCCACACAAUACCACAAGGCGAGACGCCCGAGUCUUUGGUAGAGCGCUGGGUUCCUGAUGAGACCCCAAUAUUAGGCCAAAAGGGUGGUUCAAGCAGUGUGCGGCUCGAGCGAUGCGGCAGUGACGGAAACCAAAAAAGAGUCGUAAAGGAGAUUGGAAAAUUCUUUGAUGGCCAGGUUAGCAUCGACUACGCCCGAGAACUUGAUGCUCUUAGGCUUGUCUCCAGCUCAAAGUCUUCAGACCUUUUUGUGAAAGUCUUUGGGUGGUUCGAAAAUCAAGACUCUGUCUUUAUCUCCAUGGAAUAUCUCGAACUUGGUGACCUCAGUCGUUACUUGUCUACUCCUUUUCCUAUCAAUCAAACGCAUCAGAUCAUCUCGCAACUGCUGCAAGCUCUUGAAUUCCUACACAGCCACAUGCUUACUCACGAGGACUUGUCUCCAUCAAACAUUUUGAUAGCAGCCCAGCACCCAGAAUGGAUUGUGAAAAUUGCGGGGUUCGGAACUGGGAAAUACCGUAAUUGGGACUACGAUACGGUAGUGACUCUUCCCAUGAAAAUGGUUGAAUACAUCUCACCCGAGAAGCUUGGAAUAAGACCACUCGACUCUGACUUGGCAUCUUCGGCUGACAUGUGGUCACUUGGAGUAUUGAUGUUUAAACUGCUAACAAACGGCACCCCAUUCAAGAGUGUGUAUCACUUGAUUGAGUAUAAUUCUGGAAGUAUCCCUCUACCAGGAACGGAAAGGCUUCGCAAAAUUACAUCCCAGGCAUUCUAG
Clonostachys solani is the source of this 849-nucleotide messenger RNA. Lineage: Eukaryota; Fungi; Ascomycota; Sordariomycetes; Hypocreales; Bionectriaceae. The record is from the annotation of a GenBank genome assembly.